AUGGUAUUAAAAAAAGAAGCUUUUUACUUAAGAUACUAUUCAGGACAUACUGGGCGUUUUGGCCAUGAAUUUUUAGAAUUUGACUUCCGUGCGGAUGGGACAUCACGUUAUGCUAAUAAUUCGAACUACAGGAAUGAUUCGUUAAUCCGUAAAGAAAUGCGUGUGAGUCAGCCAAUUAUAACAGAACUUAAGAGGAUUAUUGAAGAUAGUGAGAUUAUGAAAGAAGAUGAUUCAAGAUGGCCAAAAAAAGAUAAGGAUGGGCGGCAAGAAUUAGAAAUACGUCUAGGAAAUAAGCAUAUAUCAUUUGAAACAGCAAAAAUAGGAUCAUUAGUGGAUGUUCAGGAAAGUGAAGAUCCUGAAGGCUUGCGUGUAUUUUAUUAUCUUGUUCAGGAUCUUAAGGCUUUUAGUUUCAGUCUUAUAUCUUUACAUUUUAAAAUAAGGCCUAUUUAA
Molecule: messenger RNA, 450 nt
Organism: Pneumocystis jirovecii RU7
Lineage: Eukaryota; Fungi; Ascomycota; Pneumocystomycetes; Pneumocystales; Pneumocystaceae
Exons: 7
Coding region: 1-450 (149 amino acids)
Biological process (GO): RNA splicing
Cellular component (GO): exon-exon junction complex; nucleus
Source: RefSeq, a predicted model, not a curated record